Messenger RNA from Spea bombifrons (plains spadefoot toad), 1199 nucleotides. It is a transcript of the gene CFAP96, whose product is annotated as chromosome 1 C4orf47 homolog. Lineage: Eukaryota; Metazoa; Chordata; Amphibia; Anura; Pelobatidae. Gene Ontology annotation, cellular component: centrosome. The transcript is spliced from 8 exons. Bases 142 to 1074 code for a protein of 310 amino acids. The record is from RefSeq and is a predicted model, not a curated record.
GACACAUGUACCGUCACGGAAUAAGCUACCCCAUCUCCAUGGAAACCGAGACGCAAGCUGUGGGGAACAGGAGAAGAGGUAGCACAGGAUUUUGUGCUUAAGCGGAAAGAUCGUUUAUCAUCGGGUGUGCUGUCUCUAACCAUGCCUGGGGAAGGAAAAACCGACAUGGACAGGAUUGGCCUGUUCCGUGAGAUGGGCUACGUUAGUAUUGGAGAUAAAUAUGUUCCUCCGGGUUCUAAGCCAUUUAAUGAAGCAGCCAGUAAGAACAGGCAGAUGCUUCCCGGAGGCUCCAAAACCAUGGCCAACGUAACAGGGGGAUUCUUUGAUGGUCACCCGAAGAGGAUUUUUGAAGGUGAAUCGUAUUCAGAUCCACUUAAACAGAGGAGGAAGUACCGGAUAGAACAAGCCAAAAAGAAUUUGGGAAAGACCUUCUUACCACCUAGUGGGGAGAAAAAGCCAUCGGGAUUGGGCAGCUUCUAUGGAACACUGAGCGGUCCAGUGCCAGCAUUUAGUGCUGAACAAAAACAUAGAAAACCGUACACAGCACCCGGAAAAAAUUUGUACACAAACCCCCCAAAGCUCGGCACAGGAUAUGGAUACCCUAAUGUAACCAUAGGUAAGCAGUACUCAUACACCUCUGAGGAUUAUGACAUAUCAAGAGAGCUGAUGAAGAGAGAAUUUGAAAGCCAUAAGCAAAAAGUAAAAGGUGGUGCAUUUAGGCUAAACCUAUAUCCAAAGGAUUAUUUUGAUGGCAAUCCAUACCACUCUGACAAACCUCUUCCCCCACUGAAGAAGAAAGAUGGUAAAAAGGAAACUGUGAAACCUUUUAAGCCAAGUUCACCAGCAAAAGAUCCAGGUGGAAUGAAAGCUGGAACAUUUGAUCCGUAUCCUUCCCAUUCCAAUGAUCCUUAUAUGAAAAAGCCUGCAACGAGUUCUAAAAUUGCCAAAGGAGGAAAGCCAUUCCAUCCACCAGGUGGACCCAAAUCCUACCCCAUACAAAGCAUCUUACACUCGAAUGUCGUUAAGUCGGUGAACCCUGUGAAUUAUAAAAAUGUAAAAGUAACAUCUUUUUAGAAAGACAUACAACUGCACGUCCAACACACAUAGCAGAUUCAAGGCAACGGAGCGGUGACACCCAUGAAGACAUUCAUCUGCUCUUGUACAUUUUCUAUAACAAAUACAUAGAUUUCAAAACCCAA